AGGGUGACCGUAAAAGGGUUAGCACCAUAUCGGACCAGCUUCUUGGACCACGGGCACAUCAAGACAGUCUGCAAACCACCGAACCCACCACUGUAUCACCAAUUUUCGUCGUUCGUUACUACCGGAUAGGAGGCGUCUGAGUCUGCGUUGAUUCCACUUUCAGAGUUAGGCAGUGCUGCGCGAUUGCGGGCUAUAUCCCCAGCAACGAAGGCGAUUGCGCCGACCGACCUUGGACACCUGCACCAUUCCCAUCCAGAUCCGCCUCAGGAGAAGGAUAAUCCGCCAAAAUGCGUCUCCGUUCCGUUCCUCUUCUAUUUGCAAUCUGCGUGUCGUUUGUUGGAGCACAAUCGACCGAAGGCGAAGGGUCUGAUGCUUCGGAAGACGCUGUAGAAACUCCGGAGCCUACGAUAUUUAAUGGAAUUUCAGUCCCUCCUCUCACCGAAAUAGAGGGGGAAUCGUUCAAUGCGACGGUACAGGAAGGAUAUUGGUUUGUCAAGCAUUACUCGUCAGUCUAUCCCCUUGCUAGUCCAGCCCUCGAUCCUGUGGUUCAUAGUCUUCUAACUUACCACCCACAGACCAUAUUGUCCUCACUGUAUCGAGAUUGCGCCGACCUGGCAAACCUUAUACGAAUAUUAUUACACUUCGAAAGUUGUUCCUUCUGGUCCCGCAGACACUGCUACGACUUCCAUGAACACUUUUACGGCUUAUUAUAAAUUCAAAUUUGGUUCUUUGGACUGUAUUGCCUAUGGUUCAACUUGUACCGAGCACGGUAUCGCAGCCUUCCCGACGUUUAUUCUAUACAAAGAUGGAGAAGAGCUCAAGAGAUUCACGGGAUCGAAGAAGAUGAAGAAUAUCAGUAGUUUCAUUGAAGAAGCUCUAGAGACCAUUAGACCUGGUUCAAGACCUGUUGGGGGGCCUGAGUUACCAGCACCUGGCGAAAAUAGUAGUAAAGAUGCUCAGGCUCCAGCUCCAGUGCUGGCGCCUACGGGAACUGCAGAACCAGCCCCUAAAGAAGACAGCCUUGUUCCAUCUGUUAGUUCAGAGGUUCCUGAGACGAAGACGAAAGGUGCGGUAUUGAAAGCUACACCUGUCAAGAGCGAAAAGCCCAAAACGCCAAGCAAGCCACAUUCAAAUCCAAACCCCUUGGGGAAAUCGAUCGCUUUCACCGCAGAAAGUUUCCAGAAUUCUGUCACAAUGACCCAGGAGCCAUGGUUCAUCAAAUUCUAUGCUCCUUGGUGUGGCCAUUGUCAAGCUAUGGCCCCAAAUUGGGUCCAGCUCGCAAAGGAAAUGAAGGGCAAGCUAAAUAUUGGGGAAGUGAAUUGUGAUGUUGAGUCGAGAUUAUGCAAAGAUGCACACCUACGAGGAUACCCUACCAUCCUAUUCUUCCGAGGAGGUGAACGUGUAGAAUACGAUGGCCUAAGAGGUCUCGGGGAUUUUGUGACGUAUGCCAACAAAGCCAUUGAUAUUGGUGGCGGAGUGAAGGAUGUUGAUGCUGCCGAGUUCGCUGAAUUGGAAGAAAAGGAAGAGGUUAUAUUCGUCUAUUUCUACGACCACGCAACCACAAGCGAAGAUUUUGCGGCUCUCGAGCGCUUAACUUUGAGCUUGAUUGGACAUGCAAAACUUGUCAAGACGAAUAGCGCUAAGCUUUCUGAAAGGUUUAAGAUCACUACCUGGCCUAGAUUGUUGGUUUCUAGAGACGGGCGUCCAACAUAUUAUACAGCUUUGGCACCACAAGAUAUGCGCGAUUUCCGACAAGUCCUUCAUUGGAUGCAAUCCGUAUGGUUGCCAAUCGUUCCGGAACUCACCUCUUCCAACUCCAGAGAAAUUAUGGAUGGAAAGUUGGUAGUUUUGGGUAUUUUGACUCGAGAGAGACCGGAAGAGUUUGCUAUGGCUAAAAAGGAGAUCAAGAGCGCCGCUUUGGAAUGGAUGGACAAGACAACUGCAGCUUUCCAACGUGAACGACAAGAAUUGAGAGAUGCCAAACAAUUGAGAAUUGAAGAAGCAGAAGACCGUAAUGAUCAGCGUGCCCUGAGAGCUGCAAAGAGCAUCAGAAUUAACAUGGAUAAGUCGGAAUUGAAGGAAGUCGGAUUCGCAUGGGUUGACGGUGUAUUCUGGGAGAGAUGGGUGCGAUCGACAUACGGAAUCGAAGUCUCAAAAGACGGCGAGAAAGUCAUCAUCAAUGACGAAGAUGUAAGUUUCUCCCCCUUUGCUGGCUCCAAGUAUAUACUAAUAACUUCCAGCAACGCCGAUACUGGGAUACAACUAUCAGCGGUAACUUCAUUAUGGCAUCAAGGACCUCAAUUCUCGAGACCAUUGGCAAAGUAAACCAGAACCCACCCAAGAUCAAGCCCAAGACCACCGUAUCUAGCCUCGAGAAAUUUUUCUUCGAUAUCCGGGGUGCCAUCUCCGGACAUCCUUUCCUUUCACUAGGAGUACUUGCCGGUAUGGCAUUAGGUAUGAUGGUCUGGGGACGCGGGCGAAUGCGAAGAUCGCGUGGCGGUUUCUUCAGGCUUGAUGAGAAGGAGGGACUAUUAGGUGGUGCGAAUGGGGGUGGAAAGGUUGAUUAGAUGGAGAUCAAGAUGUACUAUAAGCGUUUGGGAGGUUUGGGUCUCUAUGGUUUCCCUAAGGGGUUCUCUCUUUUUUUUUGCGGGUUGGGUUUGAAAUUAAGUUGUACCACUUUGUUGAGAUGAUAUAUGAAUGCUGGUUAUGAACUAUUUUCUUUUCUUGCUUCUUACAUUGUAUUUUCAUGGAGUUCACUUUUGUUAUUAGAAGAUGCUAAUUGACAGCUUACGUAUGCACCCAACUUAUUUCCUCUUGGAUAGCCAAGUAAACGAAAU
This is a messenger RNA of Hymenoscyphus albidus, 2837 nucleotides long. The record is from the annotation of a GenBank genome assembly. Lineage: Eukaryota; Fungi; Ascomycota; Leotiomycetes; Helotiales; Helotiaceae.